Molecule: messenger RNA, 4811 nt
Organism: Oncorhynchus gorbuscha (pink salmon)
Lineage: Eukaryota; Metazoa; Chordata; Actinopteri; Salmoniformes; Salmonidae
Gene: cdc42ep4b
Product: CDC42 effector protein (Rho GTPase binding) 4b
Exons: 2
Coding region: 375-1397 (340 amino acids)
Source: RefSeq, a predicted model, not a curated record
GAGGUGGUGCUCAGAGAAAGGAGUGGGAAGGACUGUUUUGUGCGCCACUGCACUACAAACUUGACGGACGUACAUGAGGACAGCGCACCGAUAACUUAUCGUAUUGCUGGGCUACUGGUGGGAAAUUCAUAACACUUUGGAGGUUGAUUUGUGGAUUAUCUGCACCAGACCUCAACAUAGCUGUUUGCCAGACCACAAUGGCUGUGUACUCCAGACACCUGGAUUUCUCCUUGCCUUGACAAUACAGUUUACAAUUAAACGUGAGAAAGACACAAACAUCUCAUAAUACUUAGCAUCAACCAGGAGUUUCUUUGUUGAACUGUUUCUGUUCCUGUUGAGUAUUAUAUCACUGAGUGACUUCAUCAGACGUCACCAUGCCUAUCCUCAAGCAGCUAACCUCGAACCAGUCCAAGCGUCGCUCCCGAGUCGACCUGACUGCAGAGAUGAUCAGCGCCCCUCUCGGGGACUUCAGACACACCAUGCAUGUGGGUCGUGGCGGAGAUGCCUUUGGGGACACCUCAUUUCUCAGUACCCGGUCUGGGGAGCCCCCUAAAGAACCAGCUCCAGAGGUGCAGCAGAGCUCCCCUGGACCUGUCCCUAAACCAGGCCUGCUGUCCCGAACCUUCAGGAGCAGUAAGCGCUCCCAGUCGGUGAACCGUGGCGAGAACGCGUUGGCUCCCCCUGGUGGCUCGCCAAACUUUGUGAAAAAUGCCAUCUCCCUGCCCUACCUCAACGACGAGGACGCGGGCAGGAUGGGUGGUGGUCCCCCGAUGCCCAAGAGCGUCUCCUCCAGCCCUCUGAAGAAGCUGCCCGAGGUCGAAGGAAUGAGAAAACCGGUCAACGGUGCCGCGGCCAUGGACCUGGAGUUCGAUGAGCGGAACUUCGGCGAACUGACUGACCUGCCACCGUCCCAUCUUCGAGGUGGUGGGAUGAAGCAUGCGGAAUCCAUCAUGUCGUUCCACAUCGACCUGGGUCCCUCUAUGCUGGGGGACAUCCUCAGCGUCAUGGAGAAGAAGGGCUGGGAGGAGGACGACCUGGGAUACGAGGAGGGGAAGGGCAGCGAGGGCCGUGGGUCACCACCCCUCAGUCCUCCCACCACGGAGGACAAUGUUGAGGAUCAGGUGGAUCUACAGCCGCCAGUCAGGCCCCCACGCAGCACCUAUCCCCAGCAGAAAAUCAUGGCAGACCCCCCCUACACUCCUCCCAGGAACUACCACAGCCACCUGGACAGCUGCUCUUUUUCCUCUUCCGGCUCCGCCGCUCUUGAUGAGAAACCACUCCACCACCUGCAGGAGGGGGACACGGACAGCGCCAAGUACAGCUCUCCAGGUGUUGGGGGGGAGGAUGACAAAGACUUCUCCUUUAUGGACGAGGACGAAGAUGAAAUCAGGGUGUGAAACAGAACAGGGCUGUAACACCACCGACACAGAACGUGAUUUAUAAAGACACCAGAACAUGGUUUGCGAGGACAUGGAUGGAGACUAGUAUUCUUCAUGCAUUUUGAAGCUAGUACAAGCCUGGGAGGGAAGGGUUGGUGCACCUACAUUUUUACAUAUGGAUCUAUCCAGAGAAUCUCUAUGUGCACACCAUAUUCUGCUUUACUUCCUGUAUUCGGAUUCAAUCACUCACCAUCUGUUACUGAGCCUUAUUCACUCCAGUGUGUGUUCUACAGUUCAUAGAAACAAAAUGCCUGUCCUAUUUGUCCUUUUACUCUAGCCAUUACGGAAUUCACACACACACACACACACACACACACACACACACACACACACACACACACACACACACACACACACACACACACCGGUUAUUGGUUUGAGGGUUUCCUUUUGUAGAAAUACGAUCUGUCAUUAUGAUGAUCUAAUCCCACAGUUCCAAUAUGUCAUCAGUGUGUUUAUGCUUUAAGGGGGCACAUCUCAAGGAUCUCAACCCUCAUAUCCAACAUGAACAUAUCCCACCCACGCCUCCAUUGUCUUUUCAUCCAGAGGAUUUCCCUUCCCUAACAUUCCUUAUAGCGCAUUAAUAAGGAAGGGAAAGCCAACCACCAAUCACUGGUUGUCACACUGAUCGUCGCAUUCUUUAACAGCGGAAGUAUGGAGGUUGACCGAGGUCACUUUUGAUCAAACAGCAGUCCUCCUCGAGGGAGGUGUGAUGCGUUAGGUGGAGGCCGGGUCAUAUGUUGUAAUGGAUGAACGGUAUGUUUCUCACACAGCUUUGGAGGGGGGGAAUAAAAUGAAGAACAUAAAAGUAUCCCAGGGUUUAGCUAGCGUAGCCGCAUAGUCUUGGGGCCUUGAAUUAAUUGUGUGUGUUGAGUGAAGUGAGAAUCGUGAGAUGCAGUUAAAAUAUUGGUUUGUUAAUGUUCUGUUUUUUUUUUUUUUCCCCUACGUUUAUACAUUGUAUGCACAUACAUAAUUGAUAAGUUGGUCUUCUAGCAGGUUCUAAAUCAAUGUCACAACUUGGUGGUUCAUUAUUCUAACCAUAAGUCAGCUUUAGUGUCAACUGUUUACUUACAAUGCUCUAUUCAUGCCCAGCACACUGAUGUCAUAAAUGAGGCAAAAGUUUAAUUUGUUAGAAACUACUUAUUGGAUGUGCCCUGUUUUAAGUCACCAUCAUUUUGAUUUAUAGGGAGCUUUGUUAAAGUUAGGCUUGGAUGAACUAAAGAUCUCCAAAAUCCUCCCAUAGGUACUAUCCAACCCAGUGAGCCUUAGCUUUAGAGUUGUUUUGUUAGGCCAUGAGUCCAUGACACUUUGUUAGCUCAGAUCAGUGGACUCAGUAGAAACAUAGAAACAUACACAACACUGAUCUCAGUCAUAUAUCCCCUGCUAGCACUGCCAAGGUAUAGCAAGAUGGCUCACUCCCUAAAACACUAUUGUACAUAAAGAAUCACUAUUUUAUUUUCUUGUACGUUUUGUUUCUCUUUUUUGUUUUGCUUGACUUAUUAUUAAGGACAAAUGUACAUUUUGCUAAGAAAAUGUGCCCUUUUUGUUGCCGCUAUCGUGUCCAGUAGCACUUUUUAUUGUACAUAUGUUUUAGAAAGUGAUUUUUUUUUAAAGACAAUUUACAGGAGCAGAGAAAGUGGUUGUGAACAAGAGUGGUGACUGUACAGUAGUAGACUGUCAUGUCUACAGAUGUAGGAUCUUAAUUUGAGCCAGUUUGCUACAAAUAAUCCUGCAGCAACAGGAAAUUGGAAUUACAUUAGGAAAUGUGGAUUAUAAUUCAUCUACAUUUUUGUAGGGGUUGAUACAUUUUUAAUAAGGGAAAAUCAAGUCUGACAUUUCAAAGUGGAAAUUAAACCUUGAAUACACUACAACUUAAGUUCUGCAACAGGGUGAUCUAAUUAAGAUACUAUAUCUGUAUGUGGUCAUCUCUUGCCCCACACACACCACAGGCUUGUAGGAUCAGCAGGUUAGGAGCAAGAGGAGAGACGUCUGAAGGGAGGAGGAUAUAACUAACAAGAGAACACUAGUGAUAAGUGACUGUUACCCACCUCUCCAUUACGCCAUGCAGGCCUGGGCUACCAUAUGAGAAGAUUGAAUCAACACCAUCUGGCUUCGCUCCACCAUCUCAUUCAUAAACAUAUUUGGCUGAUUGGUUGGUAACUGACCCAACGACUCAUCCAUUCAUGAGUCACAUGUCUGGGAAAGGACAGGUGCACCUGUUUAGUUUCUCCUACAGUUGUGCAUCCCAAAUGGCACCCUAUUCCCUAUAUAGAGCACUACUUUUGACCAAGGCCCAUAUAGCAAAUAGGGUUCCUUUUGAGAUGCAUGCAGUGUGACUAGGUUCUCCCCCCCCCCCCCCACUCACAUUCAUUCAUUUGGUCAGAUUAUGAAUCUCAUCUGUUAUGGUAAAGCAGGAAGUACCUGCUCAAGACUUCCUGGAUCCCUGAGUAAUCUAUUGCCUUUAUGCCUGUGAAAGGAAAUUAUAUUUGUGACACUGGGGGAGCACUGUUCUUGUUUCCUGUUAUGGUGUUGUUUGGGGGUGGGAGGGAGGGCACACAUUAUCCUAUGGUGUUGAAGUGAGGGUAGGGACAAUUCCAGGAUGUGACAUCACUCAGCCAUGCGUUCAUGCUACGUAUGUCAGUUCCAAGUGUACAUGUCUGUAUUAAAGAGAUCAGUCGAGUUCAUUGAUUAAAAUGACCAGAUGUAAAUGUGCCAAUUAUGUAAUAGUCAACCUUUUGACAUUUUGAUUUUUGAAUGACACAUUUACAGGCUACAGCAGUAUAGGCUACUUACGAUAAUUCUCAGGCCUCUCGCACUGUUCAUUUGUAAAUGGGUCAAAUUUGGGAUUGCUUUGUUAUUUGAAACUCUUGCUUGUUCCAUUUGUUGUAGAAUUUGUCCAUGGAAAGUGGGUUGAGCUGCUGUAAUCUCUUAUCUGUUCUUACCCAAUAUGGGGAUAUUUUCAUCUGUCAACACUCCUUCCUAUUCACCACCAUGUUAGUUGCUGCUGAUGAGAAGUAGUUAAAUACUAAUUGUAUCAUCAAUGAAAAAUGGUGUCUAUUGCUAUGUUUCGUUAUAGGCAUUAUGGCAUAGUGACGCUAAUGUAAGAGCCAUCAGACGGUAAAGUGGAUUUCAGUGUCCUGGCCUGAUGCCUGUGGUAAAAAGGGGAAAGGAUUGUUCUUUUUCAGUCUCAGCUGUAGAAUGUUCCAUUUUAUUUUCCUUCUGUGGCGACAGUUUUUAUGCCAAGUAUGUGCUAUUUUUCUUCUUUCUCUCAUUCUACUGUAUAUUAAUAUAUAUUUACCUCCCUCACCCUUCCUCUUCUGAAAUAACAGCUAUAUUUUUCAAUAAAAAGAAAGCUGGUAAUCUUUACCAGGA